Messenger RNA from Adineta ricciae, 219 nucleotides. The record is from the annotation of a GenBank genome assembly. NCBI's taxonomy places the organism in Eukaryota, Metazoa, Rotifera, Eurotatoria, Adinetida, Adinetidae.
GUAAGUGAUGCAUUUUUUUCUUCGCAGUAAAAACAAUUUUUAUCUUUGUAGCUCAAUGGAAAAAAACAAGGUUAUGAAAAUCUUUGUUGUCUUCGUUGUAUUCAACCACGUGAUACAAAUUUUAAUAAGAAAUGUAUUUGUCGUGUACCAAAAGAAAAAUUAGAAGAAGGCAAAGUUGUUGAAUGUGUUCAUUGUGGAUGCCGUGGAUGUUCCGGUUAA